Molecule: messenger RNA, 1731 nt
Organism: Clonostachys solani
Lineage: Eukaryota; Fungi; Ascomycota; Sordariomycetes; Hypocreales; Bionectriaceae
Source: the annotation of a GenBank genome assembly
AUGGCGGCUUACUGGGUGGUCGGUCUCUCACUUGCUGCAUCCAUCGCCAUCAUCAGGUGGUGGCUCCUACCCAAGCCCUACCCGUAUAUCCCAUACAACAAACAGUCGGCCAGUCGUAUCACCGGAGAUAUUCCUGACUUGGUCCCUGUCAUGAAGGAAUGCAACCAAGUCUCGCACUCCAUGUUCACCAUUACCACCCGCAAACUCGGUACUCCAAUUGCCCAACUGCUCUUUCCCAAUAUCCGCAGACCUUUCGUCAUCCUUGAAGACCCAAGAGAAAUCGAAGACAUUCUCCUCCGCCGGGGAAAAGAAUUCGACCGAGCGGCUACGCCUUCUGCCAUCUUUCAACCCAUGUUCCCGCAAGCCACAGUCGCUCAGUUUACCACGCCCAAGCUCAAGGCCCAGAAACGUCUCUGGGCUGAUGUUACCAGCGCCGAGUUCCUGCACAAGGCCGCGGCGCCAAACAUCUACAAGGCUACCAUUGAGCUGCUGGAAUAUUGGCGGCUCAAAGCUGCGACUGUUUACAAGGACCAAGCCUUCAAUGUUCAUGUUGAUUUUCAACGUGCAACUUUGGACGCCAUAUGGGUGGCUACCAUGGGCGAGGAACCUGGAUUGAUCAGGUAUGAAAUGAACAAGCUGCAAUACCAACUCGAGGGCAAGUCACAGGAGGAGUUGGACAAACUCCCGCUCCCCAAGGGCAUGUUUCUGAGAGAUGAAGUAAGAUAUAUUGGCGACGCUGUUGAGCGAAACACAAACUCUCCCCUGCCAAAAUGGGCAGCCAAGCUGGAAACAUUCAGACCGCGGUACCGCCAAUUCCGAGCCGUCGUUACAAAGGAACUAACGCAGGUCAUGACGACAGCUAUUGAUCGCUUUGAGCGGUUGGAGCUUCAUGCCCUCGAGGCCGAUGAGUCUGACACAUGCAUGAUGGACUUUGUCCUGAGGCGCAAGGUGAUUGAGGCUAGGAAAGCACAAAAGCCCAUGGCCGAUCUGACCAAAGAUCAAGAGUUGCUUGAUGAGAUGUUUGUCAUGUUGGUUGGCGGUCACGACUCAACUGCCAAUGUGCUGGCGUGGUUUACGAAAUUUAUGGAGGCAUAUCCUGUCGUCCAGAAUGAGCUUCGGUUACAACUUAGAACGGCGUUUCCCGGUCCUCAUCUUCCUUCGGUACAGGAGAUUCUUACUACUAGUAUACCGUACUUGGACGGCGUAUGUGAGGAGGGUUUCCGCUUGGCUGGAGUGGCCAAGGCAAACUUUCGUCAAGCCACUGUCGAUACCCAGAUCCUCGGCUAUCCUAUUCCCAAAGGCACGGAGAUCUUCCUCAACUUUCACAUGGAUACCACACCUGCACCUGUGGAUGAUUCAAAACGCACAGCUAGCUACAAAACUGCCACUGCCAAGCAUGGUGAUCUUCUUCAAGGUAACGCAGGGCGGGAUCUGAAUCGGUUCGAGCCUCGAAGAUGGUUAGCUUUGGAUCCGAAAACAGGCAACGAGACCUUUAAUCCCAAUGCAUUGCCAGCCCUAGCAUUUGGUGGUGGCAUUCGGGGCUGCUCCGGACGCAAGCUUGCCCAGAUGGAGUUCCGCCUUAUUGUCACGCUGUUGAUACUGAGGUUGGAAUUUCUCGAAUUACCUGAGGAAUACAAAUCGAUGGACGCUAUUGAACGGGUGUUCAGGGCUCCCAAGUAUAUUCCCAAUUGCAGCCAGGAGGUUCAUAACGUCGUCACUUAUGCUGCGUAG